Molecule: messenger RNA, 2996 nt
Organism: Sinocyclocheilus rhinocerous
Lineage: Eukaryota; Metazoa; Chordata; Actinopteri; Cypriniformes; Cyprinidae
Product: protein prune homolog
Exons: 8
Coding region: 151-1506 (451 amino acids)
Cellular component (GO): cytoplasm
Molecular function (GO): exopolyphosphatase activity
Source: RefSeq, a predicted model, not a curated record
UGGCUUCUCGCGCAAACCUCUGAAUCCGAGUGGCUUAAUUUACACACGGUGAACCGCUGAGACACUCUGCACAUUUCAGAGGCACUGAAGGGCAUUUUAUACUCCUUUAGGAUAUUCCGUUACGUGAAAACCCUCGGGCUCCGUGUAACAAUGGAGGCAUAUUUACGGAGCUGUCGCGAUGUGCUUAAGGCUUGUAGUAAGAACAGCCCAGGGCUGCAUGUCGUAAUGGGAAAUGAGGCUUGUGAUAUGGACUCCAUGGUAUCAGCCCUGACCUUCGCCUACUUUCUUUCAAAGAGUCUUGAUUGUAAGAGGAUGCCGGUCCCUGUGCUCAACAUCCCACGGGCUGAGUUCCCCUUGCACUCUGACAGCACCUUUCUGCUGAGAGAGACCGGUCUGUCGCAGGACUGCCUGCUGUUCAGAGACGAGGUGGACCUCCACGGCCUGCACAAGAACAAACAGCUGACACUGACCCUGGUCGACCACAAUGUUCUGCCCAGUGCUGACAGUGAGCUGGAGGACGCAGUUGUGGAAGUGAUUGACCAUCACCUCCUACAGAGGCCCACAUCCCCCUCCUGUCCCAUCACUGUGGAGCCCGUGGGCUCCUGUGCCACCUUGGUGACUGAGCGCAUUGCCCAAAAAGCACCUGAGGUGCUCGACCAACAAGUGGCUCAGCUUUUAUACGGUACCAUUAUACUAGACUGUGUUAACAUGGCACCUGAAGCUGGUAAAGUCACCCCUAAGGACAGCCAGUACGCCGUCUUUUUGGAGAAACGUUUUCCAAAACUGCCUAAGAGGGGCGCUCUCUUUCAGUCGCUACAGAAUGCCAAGUUUGACGUGUCAGGCCUCUCUACAGAACAGAUGCUGUUGAAAGACAUGAAAGCAGCAUCUGGUGGAGAUCUAAAAUUGGCUGUCAGUGUCAUUUACAUGACACUAGAGGCUUUUCUUCAGAGGCGUGGACUACAGCAGGACCUCUGUGAGUUCUGCCACAAUCACAACUACAACCUGGUGGUUGCCAUGACAAUCUCUUUCAUUGAUAACAAGCAGCCCCUCCGACAGCUAGCCGUCUACAGCUCCAGCACUGUCUACAGGGAAGAGAUGAGUAAAGCACUAGAAAAAGCCAAAAACCCCAGUCUGGACCUUAAGCCAAUGAGCAGUCCAUAUCCAGAUGUGAAGGCCUUUAUACAGGGUAACACAUUAGCAUCCCGCAAGAAGGUAAUGCCCAUAAUCGCAGACUUCCUGAAGGAGAGGGAAAGAAAAGUGUAUCAAAGUGGGAACAUAGAGGACCUAGAUCUGGACGAUGAUUCUAAUCAGGACCAGAGUGACUCACAACAAUGUCCCGAGGACGCUGGGAUAGAGGACGAUGGCCAGGUUCCUCCAACGCCAAUGAACAGUCUUGUGGAAGGUUGUCCCUUGGACAAUGGCCUACCAAAAAUCAGUCCUGAGGUUUUGGUGGAGAAAGUUACCAAGAUGGCCAGCAUGGAGGACACGUCAUCUGAGGGACAGUGAUGAGAAUCUGUUGUCCAAGAGAGUCUUGAAUUAGAGCUGGAGAAGGAAAGUCCUUCUGCGUCUUCAAGAGGAUGAAGUUCAUAUCCAACAGUGCUGCAUCAGGGCUUGAGAAGGAAAUGGCACUUUAUUGAUCUGGUUAACUCACAAAAGGUACGAUACAGUCUGAAGAGACCAUUCAUUCGAAUGGAGCAUUACAAAAAUGCAUUUUAUAUACAAUUUUUAAAGUUUGACUAUCGUAAAAAACAAUUCCGAUUUAGGCUGUUUAUUUAUUGUUCGCAGUCAUAUUCAUAUUUAAUCUUCUAAAUUAAUCAGAAGUCUCAUUGAGACAUAUAAACAUUUACACAUAUUAUCUAAAAUUGACAAUAAGCACCCAGUGCAAGCUAGCAACUGACAGUUAAUGGAAUAAACUGAUUCCGAAUGAAUUUCCGGUAUUAUACAAUUAAUUAUAACGUGGUAGCUAUUGUUGCUUUUGAUACAAAUAACAUACUUAAUUCUUUGUAGUGUUAAUUAAAGAAGUUAUUUUCAGCUUGUCUGCAGAUCAUGUCUGUGGCAUGGCAUUGAUUCCCACAGAAAAUCGUUUUGACUUCUCCCUUGAUUUACAAAACCGAAUGGAAAAUGCAUUUAAAGUAACACUCUUACAGUUUUAUCCUAGUCAUGAUUUCAGUUAAACUUUGAAACAAUACUAGAGUUGCAUAUUAACAUUUAUAAAUUAUAUAUUAUUAUUAUUAAUUUUUUUUCAGUGCUGCCUGUUUGUCUGCAAACAGUGCAAGUAUAUCAGCAUUUACACAGUUCCUUUUGGGAUGAGUCAGAAUGAUUGUGUGGUAAUUAGCAGCGUGCCAAAGAUGCAAUCCGUAGAUCUUAAAUUGAUGACGUUAUGUCAUUUUAUCUCACGCAGCAUCAAAUGUAAAUGAAGAUGAACAUUCUUUGAAUUAGUACAUCUUGUCAUGAUUCCCCAGUAAUAUUGUAAAGGAGUUAUUGUUGGUACGUGAAAAGUGACCUGUGGCCUUUUGCAUGUUAUAGGUGUUAACUGACCUGCUCCUGAUUAGAAUCAGGGCACCUGCAUUUUAGCCAAUGAGAUUUUACCAUUAACUACCAAAGACCUCAGCUGUAUUUGUGUGUUCGGCAUGUUAAACAUUUGGGAUUUAAAACUUUAGUAUUCUGUUCAUUUCUAUUAUGUUAUCUUACAUAAUUUCUUUGAUGAUUUGACGGCUGUUGGGUAAAUUAGGGUUGAAAAAAAUGAGUUUGUUGAGAUUUUCAUGAACGGUCCGUUUGAUUUUUUUUAUACGCCCAGCAGCUUAUUAGCAGAUUCAAUCAUACUGGACUAUCAUCAUAAUUAUAAUAUUCAUUAUAUUAAUAAAUACAAAAGCUCAAUUCAAGGCAUUUUAAAGGCCUAAUUGGACAAAUCUUAUAUAAUGACGUUCUGUCAGACAGUUAUAUAAAGAGGUUUUUUCCCCAUAGAAGAUAAAGAGCUAAUUUAGUUACGACUUAAG